This is a messenger RNA of Electrophorus electricus (electric eel), 2597 nucleotides long. It is a transcript of the gene elmo1, whose product is annotated as engulfment and cell motility 1 (ced-12 homolog, C. elegans). The record is from RefSeq and is a predicted model, not a curated record. Lineage: Eukaryota; Metazoa; Chordata; Actinopteri; Gymnotiformes; Gymnotidae. Gene Ontology annotation, biological process: actin filament organization; cell motility. Gene Ontology annotation, cellular component: guanyl-nucleotide exchange factor complex; plasma membrane.
UCUUGCUCUGCCUCUAUCUCUGUGGCCAGGCAAGGGUACUGGGCAAGAGAAGUAAAGUUGUCUUACUAGAGCUUGUUCACGGUUUGGCCCAGGAGGCCAUCGUGCUUCGUGGAGGUUGUAUAUCAGAGGAGAACUGCAUACUGUGUGGGGUAGAGUUAAUCAGCUUACAGAAGAAGCAAGUGGUUAGACUGGCUGCCCCGUGAGGACCUUUCUGGAUUUGGAUAAGAGCCAGGCAGCAGUGACAGGCUUCAACCACCCUGCGCGGCAGCCAUGCCACCCCCGGCGGACAUCUUGAAGGUGGCCAUUGAGUGGCCAGGGGCCUUCCCAAAACUCAUGGAAAUUGACCAGAAAAAGCCACUCUCGGCUAUCAUUAAAGAAGUCUGCGAAGGGUGGCAGCUGCCGAACCAUGAGACGUAUGCUCUGCAGAAUGCUGACUCCACAAACUUCUACAUCACAGAAAAGAACCGCAACAACAUAAAAAAUGGCUCUAUCCUGCGGCUGACCAAGUCUCCUGGCCAGAUGGCUAUGCAGCUGCAUGAACGCAUCCAAUCCAGCAGCCUGGAUGUGAAGCUUGAUGCACUGAAGGACCUGGCCAACUCCUCCAGGGACAUCACCUUCGCGCAGGAGUUCAUCAACCUGGACGGCAUCUCCCUGCUCACGCAGAUGGUGGAGAGCGGCACAGAACGGUAUCAGAAACUACAGAAGAUGAUGAAGCCCUGCUUCGGGGAAAUGCUCUCUUUCACGCUGACAGCCUUCGUGGAGCUCAUGGACCAUGGCAUCGUCUCAUGGGACACGUUCUCAGUUGCCUUCAUCAAGAAGAUUGCCAGUUUUGUGUGCAAGUCCUCCAUGGACUCAGCAGUGCUCCAGAGAUCUCUUGCCAUCCUGGAAUCUAUGGUGCUCAACAGCCAAGACCUCUACCAGAAGGUGGCACAAGAGAUCACCAUUGGCCAGCUCAUGCCCCAUCUUCAAGGGACGGAUCAGGACAUUCAGACUUACACCAUCGCUGUGAUUAAUGCUCUUUUCCUGAAAGCCCCUGAGGAGAAGAGACAGUUUGAUGAGAACAUUGUGAACAUCCAUGAUUGCCCUCUCACCGAGAUGGCUCACAUUCUGGCCCAAAAGCAGCUACGUUCCAUUAUCCUCACUAAUGUGAUUAGAGGUCCCAAGCCAAUUAAUGAGGAGAUGGCCCACCAGCUCUAUAUGCUUCAGGUGCUGACUUUUAACCUUCUGGAGGACCGAAUGAUGACCAAGAUGGACCCUCAGGACCAGGCCCAGAGAGAUAUCAUCUUUGAGCUGCGCAGGAUUGCUUUCGACGUAGAGUGCGAGUCCAACAGUGGUAGCAUUGAAAAGCGCAAGUCUAUGUACACCAGAGACUACAAGAAACUAGGCUUCAUCAAUCAUGUGAACCCAGCAGUGGACUUCACUCAGAUUCCUCCAGGAAUGCUGGCUCUUGACAAUAUGCUGUAUUUUGCCAGACAACACCAGGAUUCCUACAUCAGGAUUGUCCUGGAGAACAGCAGCCGGGAAGACAAGCAUGAGUGCCCAUUUGGCCGUAGUAGUAUCGAGCUCACCAAAAUGCUCUGUGAGAUUCUCAAAGUGGGAGAACUUCCGAGUGAGAACUGCCACGACUUCCACCCCAUGUUUUUCACUCAUGAUCGCUCGUUCGAGGAGUUCUUCUGCAUCUGUAUCCAGCUGCUCAACAAGACCUGGAAGGAGAUGAGAGCCACAUCUGAAGACUUCAACAAGGUGAUGCAGGUGGUGAGGGAACAGAUCACACGUGCUCUAACAGCCAAGCCUAAUUCCCUGGACCAGUUUAAAAGCCGCCUGCAGAACCUGAGCUACACUGAGAUCCUCAAAAUCCGUCAGUCCGAGAGAAUGAACCAGGAGGACUUUCAGUCCCGGCCCAUUGUGGAGCUGAGGGAGAAGAUCCAGCCAGAGAUCAUGGAGCUGAUCAAACAGCAGCGUCUCAACCGCCUGUGUGAGGGCACCUGCUUUAGGAAGAUCAGCAGCCGCAGGAGACAGGACAAGUUCUGGUACUGCCGCUUGUCACCAAAUCAUAAAGUCCUGCACUAUGGGGACCUGGAAGAGAGUCCUCAGGGAGAGGUGCCUCACGAUUCUCUGCAAGACAAGUUGCCUGUGGCUGAUAUCAAAGCCGUCGUCACUGGCAAGGACUGUCCGCACAUGAAAGAAAAGGGAGCCCUGAAGCAGAACAAGGAAGUGCUGGAGUUGGCCUUCUCUAUCCUCUAUGAGUCUGAUGAAUAUUUGAACUUUAUCGCUCCUGACAAGCAUGAGUACUGUGUGUGGACAGAUGGGCUGAAUGCUCUGUUGGGUAAAGAGAUGACCAGUGAAUUCACCCGCUCAGACCUGGACACUCUUCUCAACAUGGAGAUGAAGCUCCGCCUCCUGGACCUGGAAAACAUCCAGAUCCCUGAGGCCCCGCCCCCUAUCCCCAAAGAACCUAGUAAUUAUGACUUUGUCUAUGACUGCAACUAACUCCUCUGCUGGACCAAGUGAAAUUUCUUAAAUGAAAACUGAAAAAAAAAAAAACCUUUUAGAAAACUAUUGACAAAGAACAAAAAACAUGUUUUCUUUCCUUACAG